AAACUCAAGAAACUCAAUUCAUAUUGCCGGCGCACAUCUCUUCUAAGAGCAAUUUCGGUUGUACUCAUGCCUUGCCCCGCCUUGCUCCUGGCAAUCAUAACAAAAAGUAUUCCGCUGCAGGAUCCGAUCGAUGGGUGGAAAAGAAACUAUGGCGCGUGGGUUCGGCUCUGGAUC
Molecule: messenger RNA, 174 nt
Organism: Phytophthora sojae
Lineage: Eukaryota; Oomycota; Peronosporomycetes; Peronosporales; Peronosporaceae
Exons: 1
Source: RefSeq, a predicted model, not a curated record